Messenger RNA from Diorhabda sublineata, 4782 nucleotides. RefSeq lists its product as uncharacterized. Bases 120 to 761 code for a protein of 213 amino acids. The transcript is spliced from 5 exons. Lineage: Eukaryota; Metazoa; Arthropoda; Insecta; Coleoptera; Chrysomelidae. The record is from RefSeq and is a predicted model, not a curated record.
GAUUUUGAUCACAUGACCCACGCUCGUCGCCAUUGCGCCGAAUAAACAACGAUCGGGAAGCUUCUUGUGUGUAUCGUUGACGUUUUUUCUCUUAUAAAUCGUGAAAUUAAAUAGUCAUAAUGUCGGAAAUGGAUUCAGUGAACACCAACAAUACUGUUAAUGAAGAAAAUAGUCAAAAUGAAAAAAUUUCUAAAGGUAGAAAAUCUAAAACCCCAAGACUAUCCACUAUUGAAAGAACAAGAGAAGAAAGUGAAGCUAUAACAAAGGGAUUAGGACCAGAAGUUGAAGGUAGACGCAGAACACGGUCAGCAGCUAAGGGUAUAACAGCUACACCACCACCACCAGCCAAAAAGGAGAAAAAGAAUACUACAACAAGCAAAAAAAGGGGAAAGCCCAAGCGAAAAGUAGUUUCAGAAGACAGUGAUUCCCUUGAUGAACAAACAAAAAUAGCGAAUGAAAGUGAAGAACAAGAAAGUAUUGAUGAAUCUAAGGAUAGUGCAGAUACAACUGAAACCAAUUCACAUGAUGACAAAGAAUCUGGCAACAAUAAUGCUGAUGCUUCUAAAGAGGAACCAGAAGCAGAAACAGAAAAAGGAACUCGUGCGCCAGCUGCCACUGAGAAUGGUGCAAAAGAGGACAGUGUUGAUGCUCCUGCUUCUGAAGAAGAGAAGAAAGAAGUGGAAGAGGAAAGUAAAAGUCCUACCGAUGAAUCUGAGUCUCCAAGUACUGAGCCGACAGAUGCUGAGAAACCUGCAGAAUAAGUAUUUUCCAAUUUUUAUUAUCAGCUCGUUUUUCUAUUCAUUAAAUCUACUGUAGGUUAAAAAGAGUUCUUUUUUAAAAAUAUCAUUUAAAAAAAAUGACGAUAAAAAAUAAUACAAAAUAUCAUGGAUAUAUUUGAUUUGUGAUUAAAAGUUGUAUUAAAAUUUUAAAAAACCUUUUUUGGGUUAGUUUGUAUGAGCUGCGCCAUGCAAGAUAAUUACUGUUAAUAAUAUAUUUUAUAGGUUAGGAGUCAUUCUUUUGUAAUUUUCUUUAUUUUGUUUUUACAAAAAUUAACUUCUCAUGAGCAUUUUCACCUUUACCUACAGACUAGUUUGAAAGAAUUGAGAGACAGCCGAAGUACAUAUAGCGGCAGUAUGUACCUGAAUCUCUUUACAAAAUGCUGUCAACUUUUCAUUUGCACCAAAAACUCAUUUAUACAAAUUUUUGAUUCCAGGUCUGUAUUUCUUUUACCUUUUUAGACCUUUUAUAUGUUUCUUGAUGUCUUGAUUUUGUCUCUUUUGAUAGAAAAUUAGUUUUGACUUAUGCCAGUCAGCUUAAAAUUGGCCAAAUUGUAAUGUAACAAAAAAAUCUGCAAUAUUCAUAAACUCAAUACUUUCAUUUUAAAAGUUAUUUGAAUCAUAUGAAUUGAAUAUUUUAUUAAGAAAGCAGAUACCACAAUUCUUGGCCUCGUCUAAUUAAUGUUUGUAAUUUAUAAUAUUUUUAUAUUUAUAUACAAUGUUUAUAUUCUUACAUACAUCGUUAUUCUAAAGGUGGGAAUAUAUAUUAAAAAUAGUAAAAUAUAACCCCACAUAAAUCACAUUUAAUACCAAGUUGCAAAGACUUUAUUUGAAGAAUCAAGAGUUUUACUUGCAAAUGAAAAGUUCCUGUUUUAUACCAUAUAAAAAAAUUUAGUAAUGUUUAGUAAACCAUAGAGUAAACAAUGUUACUUUACAAAUAAUUUACAUUCAACUGUUAAUUUCAAUUGUAAAUUACUUAAAUACUACCUAUUACAUCAUAUAAAAAUUGGUGAGUGGUUAUAUUAACAGCGUUACAUGUUUUUCUUAUUUCUGAUUUCAAGAUUGCCACCUUAGAAUUCACCAUUGGUUUUUUUAUUUGCACUAUUUCAAAAUAAUUUGUUUUGUUGAAAAAUAUAUGAAAUUAGACUACUUUAUGAUGUGUAAAAAUACAAAUAAGUUUAGUUUGUACAUGACAUAUUGUAUAUAAAAACAGAUGGCCAAGGUGUUAUUAACCAUUAUUAAAUCAUUUCUUGGCAUAAAAUUAGAUCAUCACAAAGGAUUCAGACCAUGUAAUUUUUGAGUUCUUAAUUCCUUCUUUAUUUGUAAAAUUUUCUUUGAAAACGUUUAACUAUUAGUAGUCAACUGAGUUGAAUGAAUGAAUAGGUGAACAUAAAUCAUUUUCAAUACCAAAAUAAGCCAGUUCUUAGUAACUGUUAGAAAAUGUAUGUCAAACUUAAAGGCAAUUUGGUCACAGAUUUGUUCUUUCGUAUUUUGGGACAGUUAGGAAAGAUGAUUCAAUGGUGUGUUUUGUACAGAGAAUAUUUAUUUUACUUGAUAGGAUUCUUUCUCUAAAGUUUUGAAACUAGACUGUUAUAUUAGAGAACACAUUUAUAAGUUAUUAGAGAUAGGCAGUAAUGCUACCAAGUGAAUAAAUAUUUUUAUGGUGUCUUUAUAAUUCUGUUGAUAAAUUAUAUUUUUAUUUCGUUCUGUUAGAGAAAUAGAUUUCUAUACAAAUUAGGAAAUAAUGGAUAAAGAGAAAAUGCCAUAAUUAAAAUUGUGGACAAUAUCCAUUACAUGAUCCUAAAGGCCUUACAAACAAAAUCUAAAUGUUGAAUAACAUUUAACUGAAAUAAUGUGAGGUUUAGGAAGCGUACACGUUCAAAAGGUAUGAUUUUGGGAACAACGUUUUUCCGAAUCGAUUUUUUUGGAUUAACAUACAAAAAUUAAUUAACCUUUCCCAGCGAUUUAACAAGCCUUAUUGGAUCUUGUUCUUAGACUACUCUUGCUUUGGUCAUUUUCUUAUACCAAGAAGUUGGCCAUAUUUCUGUAUAUAAUUUACAUUUUGAACCUGCUUCUAUUUUUUAGAAUAGUGCCAUUGCAUAUCUUCAGCAUUUUUUGUAAGUCAAUCCAUUCAACAUGUCUUCUUAUAUAAAAAAAGCAUUAAAUUAUAAUAUUUACUAUAUUAGUUUCUUGUACAAUACUCUCAAAGUACGAAGUUAUACUCAAUAUUCUGGUUCACCAUUUUGUCUUAUUGUGCCAUCAUAAAGUAUAAGUACUUCUGCAUAUAUCAUUUUUUUGUGUCAACUGUUGAUUUUUGGUAGCUUGUAUUUCCUCAAUAAUUAUGUUUUUGGGUGAAAAAAGUUCGGGAUAGCUGUAACACACAUACUUUAUUACUAACUGCUUAAUGAUUUUCUUUACUGCGAACGAUAAGAGGAUCAUAUAUUUCAUUGCAAUUUUUAUCUCUGUCAUUUGUGUGUUAAAUCUUAUUAAGUUGAACGUAAGGGAUUCUUAACGAGGUACAAAACAAUUCAAUUAAUGUUUGACACAAUGACACGCACACGUUUUUGUGUUCAUUGGCACUACCCACACGUUUAAAUAUAAAGAUUACUUUCAUUGGGCAAACUUUACAACUUUUUUUGUUUCAUUAUAAUAGUGAAUCUAUAAUAGAAUAUUUUUGAACGUGUACAUCUAAACUAACAUGAUUGCGAUCGUCUUAAAUCCCCUUAUUUGACGUUUCAUUAUUUCACUCUACCAUUAAUUCGCCAGUAAUUUAAAAAUUUUAUCACUUUAAAAUUUAAUAGCCUAAUUAAUUGAAAAAUUUUAAAGUUAUUUUUUAUUUGAUUUUGCCAAAUUUAUUUGAUAAUAACAUCCAAAUUGGUAGUAAACCAUUAAUAAUUUUCAUCUACUAAUAAAACAGUCGAAAAUAUAAAUUUUUUGGUAUAAACACGAUACACAUACACUAACUUGUCAGUUAAAAUUUGACACGCCUCGUGCAUGUCGUCACCCUGGAAACAGAAUGUUUUCUUGGCCAUUAAGAUAUGUUGGGGUUAUACGUAUUUACUGGGUUUUUGUGUAUUUAUGAUUUUUUUUUGUGUUCAGCGGCUAUUAUAGGGUUGAUCUAUAUAUAACCAUUAUUAUUUUAUUUUAAAACAUUUUACUUUCUAUUAUGAGAUCAUAAUGACGUCGAUAAAUACAAAAACACUAAUCGAAAUACCAAAGAAAAAUAUAUUAAAUACUUUGGUUUCCAAAAAAAAAGACUUGGCGAAACAGUGAAUAAGACCUGUUGGUCGAGAGAAUAAAAUUAAUUUGAAACAUGGUAAAUGAACGAAUAACCAUAUAAAUAAUACAUAUAUAGACAUGUCUGCAUCAAAUAUUACUUUUGGGAUCAAAAUAAAACUAUAACAUUUUGAUUCCAACGUGACGUCACGUUAUGUGAGAGAGAUGGCGCGUGCCUGCCUGCCUUAAGUAUACUAGUGUAUGUGUAUCAUGAGUAUAAAGACCUUAUAUUAUGUUUGUAUGAACUUUUGAAAUAAAUCAGUUUUCAAAUUGCGGGUUCAAUUUCUAAAGCAACUGAAUCCCUCCUUAUAUCCUCUUAAUAUUGGGCAAUUUACUUUUGAAAUAGCUGGUGUGUAUAGUAAUUAAACUAGACGAAUAGAAAGAGAAAAAAUUGUUUUACAGUAGUUAAUAUAUUUCUUUAACUUAACCUCAAUUAUAUUUACAUAUUCAUUCUUUUUCAGAUAAGAACUGAUGUAGAAUCAAUUCACAUACAAAAUUUUGUACGAGGUACAUCGUUGUUUAAUUAUGUUGAUUUUUUCCGUGCACUUGGCCGCUAAAGAUUUAAUUAAAAAAAUGACUUUAUUUUGGGUCGUUCUUUGUUUGUAUUUUCAUAGGAAUAUGUAGUAUCAUGUUUCUAUUUUGAUCGUGAAAUUGUCCUGAUUUUAUAUUUAUGUAAACUAAACUGUAUGUUUAAUUAAUAUAAAUGUGAAAUAAAUUUUCAUUACUUGGA